UUCUGGGAGCCCAUUCUUAUAUCACCAUUGCUGAACUUUUACAAAGAUAUAAUGUUUUUAUUAAGAAAACUAGAAACGAUGAAGAAAUCCUCGAACAGCCUAUAAAAUUCACUAAAGUUAAUAAACGUGAAAGUAAUAUUAGAACUCAGCCUAAUAUUAUUAAAGAACUUUCCUACCAUCAACAAGUAGCAGAUAUGAACAACAUUCAAAGCAUUAAAACGAAUGAAAAAACCUCUGAAUUGGACGAAGGAAUAAAAGAAGACAAAUAUAAGAAAAAAAUAAAUGAAACAAGCUCCGAAUUGAAUGAAAGAUCCGAUUAUUAUACUAUAGCUUCGAAUAUAAAUAAUAGUUACCCUAAAGAACCCGGAAAUGCUAAUACUGAUAAUAAGGAGACUUGGUAUCCUUGUAAUGAUACGAUCCCCGAAGAUUGGUUGGGCUCAAAUAAUGAUGAAAAUUUGUAA
Molecule: messenger RNA, 461 nt
Organism: Dentiscutata erythropus
Lineage: Eukaryota; Fungi; Glomeromycota; Glomeromycetes; Diversisporales; Gigasporaceae
Source: the annotation of a GenBank genome assembly